UUUUUAUAUUAAAUCUAUCUUUUUUGAAGGAAUCUUUUAAACCCGCAUAUCCUACUUAAGGGUGGUAUAUAUAACCGCUCGGAGUGUUAGAGUAAGAAGUUGAAUCUCUGUCUCAAAUUGAAUAUCAUAUCGAAAUCGAAAGAGUGCCAUCGAUGGAACAAACGACUCUUGUGUCAGAGUAAUUUCAUGAAGAACAAACGGUGCCAUUAUCAAGACUCAACAAUUCCUUCGACAUUGAACUCUUUCUCAGUGAAGAAAAACAAAUUUGAAAUAACGUUAAUAGUUAGUUUAGUUGGAACACAUUUCUGGGAUUAGAUUUUUAAGGUUGAUUGUUAGUUAGAGGCAAUAAUCGUUUGAGGAAUCAUGGACGUGGAGAUGGAAAAUUCAACAUUGAGUGUUACUGGUGAAUCGUCUAUAGCUGCUUCUGAUGUUCAAGAUCAAAACCCUAUAUCUUCUGUUCAACCAACUUUGCCCCAGCCAACUCAACCUGUUAUUUCAACAGUUAUUACUCCUGUCGUGCCUCCUCUGGCUCCAAUUCCCACAGUUCCUUCCUCUCUUGUCCGGCCUCUGGCACCGCUCCCAAUUCGGCCCCCAGUUACUAGGCCACCAGUGCCUCAAAAUGGCGAGGCUGAUUCUAGUGAUUCUGAUUCGGACGGCGAUGAUGCAGACACCAGAAUUAAUAAGGGCACCGGGGAGUAUGAAAUAUCAGAAGAGAGUAAAUUGGCGAGGGAGCGGCAGGAGAAAGUGGUGCAAGACCUCAUGAUGAAGAGGCGUGGUGCUGCUCUUGCUGUUCCCACGAAUGACAUGGCAGUGAGGGCCCGUCUUCGCCAUCUUGGUGAGCCGAUUACUCUCUUUGGUGAGAGGGAGAUGGAGAGACGAGAUAGGUUGCGGAUGAUUAUGGCAAAGCUGGAUGCUGACGGUCAGCUGGAAAAGCUAAUGAAAGCUCUUGAGGAUGAAGAGGCCGCAACUUCUGCUCCUAAAGAUGAGACUGAGGAUGAUCAAGAGUAUCCUUUUUACACUGAAGGGUCAAAGUCCCUCCUCAAUGCAAGGAUUGAUAUUGCUAAAUAUUCUUUAGUAAGGGCUGCAAUGCGUAUUCAACGUGCCCAAAGAAGAAGAGAUGAUCCGGAUGAAGAUGUCAAUGCAGAGAUGGAUUGGACAUUGAAGCAGGCAGCGAAUUUGAAUCUUGAGGUCAGUGAAAUCGGAGAUGAUCGGCCACUUACUGGUUGCUCGUUCUCCCGGGAUGGAAAAAGGAUUGCUACCUGUUCUCUAACUGGAGCUUCCAAGUUGUGGAGCAUGCCUAAUGUACAAAAAGUUUCUACCUUUAAGGGGCACACCGAGCGUGCUACUGAUGUUGCUUAUUCUCCUUUGCACAAUCAUUUAGCAACUGCCUCUGCUGACAGGACAGCAAAGUAUUGGAAUGAUCAAGGAUCACUUUUGAGAACAUUUGAGGGUCAUCUUGAUCGUCUUGCACGCAUUGCCUUCCAUCCGUCAGGGAAGUACUUGGGCACUGCUAGCUUUGACAAGACAUGGAGAUUAUGGGACGUUGAAAAAGGAGAGGAGUUGCUUCUUCAAGAAGGCCACAGUAGAAGUGUGUAUGGUUUAGCUUUUCAUCAUGAUGGAUCGUUAGCUGCGUCUUGUGGAAUGGAUGCUCUGGCUCGUGUAUGGGACCUUCGUACUGGGAAAAGUGUUCUUGCACUAGAAGGUCAUGUCAAACCGAUUCAUGGCAUCAGUUUUUCUCCUAAUGGAUAUCAUUUAGCCACUGGUGGUGAAGAUAACACUUGUCGCAUUUGGGACAUGCGUAAAAAGAAAUCCUUGUACACCAUUCCCGCUCACUCUAAUUUAAUAUCACAAGUCAAGUUUGAGCCACAGGAGGGUUACUUUUUGGUAACUGCCUCAUUUGACAUGACAGCCAAGGUUUGGUCAGGCCGGGAUUUUAAGCCUGUGAAGACACUAUCAGGGCAUGAAAAUAAAGUUUCUUCUCUGGAUGUUUUUGGAGAUGGUGGGUAUAUUGUUACUGUCUCCCAUGAUCGCACCAUAAAGCUGUGGACCAGCAGCACUACUAGUGAGCAUGCUAUGGAUGUUGACUAAGCUAUUUGAAUGAUAUAAGAUUUGUAAAAGGGCCUUAGUGACAGGAAUCAGAUUAAUCAUUUUUGUUUGAUUCGGUAGCUUGCAUGUUGAUCACAUAUCGACAAAUUUGAUUGACAUAGGUUGAGAAUGGAAAUAAUGCUAUAUUCUACCCACUCCCCCCAAAGCCCUCCUAUCCCUUCCAAACUCUCAAAAAGAGCUUUUAAGAGUAUGUUUUUGAAUUGACGGAAUGAGAUAGUAUAGAAUUUGUUGGUGUUGUAUUCUAUUGUUCGGAUGUUUUAAAAAGGAUGAAGACGAAUGUAAUAUAGUGACAUUUAUUCCAUU
Molecule: messenger RNA, 2409 nt
Organism: Trifolium pratense (red clover)
Lineage: Eukaryota; Viridiplantae; Streptophyta; Magnoliopsida; Fabales; Fabaceae
Product: U4/U6 small nuclear ribonucleoprotein PRP4-like protein
Exons: 6
Coding region: 364-2088 (574 amino acids)
Biological process (GO): mRNA splicing, via spliceosome
Cellular component (GO): U4/U6 x U5 tri-snRNP complex
Molecular function (GO): U4 snRNA binding; U6 snRNA binding; protein binding
Source: RefSeq, a predicted model, not a curated record